This is a messenger RNA of Centruroides sculpturatus (bark scorpion), 1349 nucleotides long. Its product is annotated as WD repeat domain-containing protein 83-like. The coding region runs from base 3 to 971 and encodes 322 amino acids. Gene Ontology annotation, molecular function: protein binding. Gene Ontology annotation, cellular component: catalytic step 2 spliceosome. The transcript has 8 exons. Lineage: Eukaryota; Metazoa; Arthropoda; Arachnida; Scorpiones; Buthidae. The record is from RefSeq and is a predicted model, not a curated record. Gene Ontology annotation, biological process: mRNA splicing, via spliceosome.
UUAUGAAAUUUAUAUGCCAUGCUGUCUCCGAGAUUCCCGAAAAUGAGUUGAUCAUGCCUCUGCCAAUUCACAAUACUCUCCAUUUGGAUUGUAAACAAGGAGCUGUUCGGGCUGUUAGAUUUAAUGUUGACGGCAAUUAUUCUUUGACUUGCGGUAGCGAUAAGACGCUUAAAUUAUGGAAUCCCUUUACGGGAACUCUUCUGCAGUCGUAUUCGGGUCACGGAUAUGAAGUUUUAGAUGCCCAAGGAUCAUGUGACAAUGCACAGAUUGCCUCCGGGGGAAUGGACAAAUUGAUAUUUUUAUGGGACGUUGCAAAAUCGGUAGCAGUCAGAAAAUUCCGAGGCCAUGCAGGUCAAGUAAAUGCAGUUAAAUUCAAUGAAGAAUCGAGUGUCAUUCUGUCGGCUUCGUUGGACUGUACAGUUCGAGCUUGGGAUUGUAGAAGUCAUAGCAGAGAUCCAAUACAGAUAAUGGAUGAAGCGAAAGAUAACGUUACUUCUUUACAUGUGUCUGAUCACGAAAUAUUAACGGGCUCUCUGGAUCAACACGUACGAAGAUACGAUCUACGUAAAGGAGAAAUGUAUAGCGAUCAUUUAGGAAAAUCUGUCACUUGUGUUAAUUUUACUAAGGACGGUCAGUGCAUUUUGGUCAGUUGUUUAGAUAAUACAUUGAAACUUCUUGAUAAAGAAACUGGAGAAAUGCUAGCGGAAUAUACAGGCCACAAAAAUGAAGAAUAUCGAAUAGACAGUUGUCUAAAUGAAAAUGACGACCAUUUGUUUUCGGGAUCUGAAGAUGGAAUAAUUUAUUGCUGGGACUUAGUCGAAAGUAACAUCAAAGCAAAAUUGAGUCACGUCGGCAAAGUGGUACACUCCGUCUCGUCUCAUCCUUCCAAACCUUGUUUGAUCUCGGCAACAAAGAACUUAGUGUACGUAUGGGAGGAUACGCCUCGAGAAGAAGAGAAGGACGACUCUUAAUUUUUACAACAAAUGAAUUGGAUUGGAUGGAUGAUGAAGCAGUAAAGACAAUCAUCAUGCUGUUCUUUUCAAGUUUGAAUCUGGUAUUUGGGUUUGCCCCACACCACUUGACUGCUUUUUUGCAGAUCUGUCAUACCCAUGAUGAGCAUGAAACAAGGCCUAUCUUCUAUAGGCAUCUUAGUGCCUAUGGGAGGAGAACCUUUAGACACUAUAAUCUAUGCUCUCCACUCUUAUUGCCUGCAAGGAGGAUGAAGCUUUAAAAAGUUGUCAAGUAUAAUAAUAUAAUUUUGAAAAUAAAGAAAGUAUUUUAACAAAUUAUCUUGCCAAUUUUUAAUUUUCUAUGUAAAUAUCAUUGUAACUUUACUUUUAAGAAUAUGU